UUGGCUGUGCGACCAAUUCCAGGGCGCUUUGCGGGACUCCAUAGCCGAACAUGGGGUUCAAUUUUGUCACCGUUUGCGCAAAGCGACUCUGAAGAUUAAAAGUAUGGAGAAGCGCUUCUGAGGGAGGACGAUGAGUCGCUUUCUGUGAAGAAUUCAGUCAUCUCCAUCCGAGCGAGCCUGCCAGAAAACACAGAAGGAGAGGGAAAAGGACAGAAGGGAGGCUUUUACUGGAAACUCGACUUUCUCAGUCCUCGGACCCCUCUGUGCUCCCCGAAGGACUCUGGGAACCCAGUCCAAAAGUUUCAUGCUGAAUAUCCCUGCGUUUAUCUGAGGUCCAGGGUGUAAGGGGAGCAGCAGGACUCGGAGCUCCAAUGCCAGUGGACAUGCAGCCACACCAGGGGCUGUAUUACUAUGAGACGUCACCCGGCCAGCCCCCCAGAGGAAUAGUCCCAUCAGAGCAGUCUCCCUACAGUGAUGUGUCUUCGCUGCGUGCUCCGCUGAUCGACGCCCCUCCCCAGGACUGCCACGCCAUGUAUAAUCCCAUGACUCACGGAUCCGGUCCCGGCCAGGGGAUUGGCCACUGUUUGGAUCCAUAUAUGAGGCCCCCACAAGCUCCACCGCCACACAGUAUGAUGGGCCACAGGGGCAUGCCGCCCACAGAGGGAGGCAAUAGCACCCCCUACUGCAAUCAGAACAACAUGAUGUCGUCGCAUCACAACUUCUGCCAGGUCCAGCCCGGCUCUGAUCAGAUCGGGUCCGCCGAUGGCUCUAGGUUCUCAACACCUCGUUCCAUGCUCAAGCUGAGUAAAAAGAGAGCUCUGUCCAUCUCUCCUCUGUCUGAUGCCAGCGUAGACCUGCAGACGGUCAUCCGGACCUCACCCAACUCCCUAGUGGCCUUUGUCAACUCUCGCUGCAACCCCAACGGGGCCAGCUCCUAUGGGCACCUCUCUGUGAGCGCCAUGAGCCCGUCGAUGGGUUAUUCCAGCAACAUAAAUUGCCAGUCCAGACAACAAGGCUCCAUGUAUGGAGGGGUGACACCUAUGGGUGGACACACACCAGGUCCCUGCCAAGCUUCCCGUUUACCUCCCCACAAUCCUCGGCUCCACGCUCCGCCCAAGCAUGGACAUCUGAAGACAGAGCCAGGACUGGGAGGUGUGAUAGACGGCAUCAAUGUGAAGAGCCUGGAGGAGAGGUCAGAGGGAGAUGUAGCCAGUCCCUCUUCCACUGGUACUCAGGAUCCUCUCCUAGGUCUACUGGAUGGCAGAGAUGACCUGGACAAAGAGGAUGGGAAGCCUGAACCAGAGGCCGUCUAUGAGACCAACUGUCACUGGGAGAGCUGCAACAAGGAAUUUGACACACAAGACCAGCUAGUUCAUCACAUCAAUAAUGAGCACAUCCACGGAGAGAAGAAGGAGUUUGUUUGCCACUGGCAGGAGUGCUCUCGAGAGCAGAGGCCCUUCAAGGCCCAGUACAUGCUGGUGGUUCACAUGCGCAGACACACAGGAGAGAAGCCGCACAAGUGCACUUUUGAAGGCUGUAACAAGGCCUAUUCUCGUCUGGAGAAUUUGAAAACCCACUUGCGCUCUCACACCGGGGAGAAACCGUAUGUGUGUGAACAUGAAGGCUGCAACAAAGCCUUCUCCAAUGCUUCGGACCGUGCUAAGCACCAAAACCGAACUCAUUCCAAUGAGAAACCUUAUGUAUGUAAAAUCCCUGGUUGCACUAAGCGGUACACAGAUCCAAGCUCUCUGCGCAAACAUGUGAAGACGGUACAUGGCCCUGAGGCCCACAUCACUAAGAAGCAUCGCGGAGACACCGGCCCUCGACCUCCUGGUUCAGCUAUGACACCCGGAGGCCCAAACUCUGAACUGUUGAUGGAGAAAGAAGAGACACGCAGAGAAGACUGCAAACUGUUGGCCCCUGAGACUGCUCUGAAAUCCCAGCCAAGUCCUGGAGGACAAUCAUCCUGCAGUAGUGAACGUUCUCCACUGGGGAGCGCCAACAACAACGACAGUGGCGUGGAAAUGAACCUUAAUGCAGCGGGCAGCCUGGAGGAUCUAACAGCACUGGAAGAUGGAGUGGCAGGUGGUGGAGGAGGGGGGGAACCGGGAACAAUGGGGAUGUCAGCACAGGCCCUGAAGAGGCUGGAGAACCUGAAGAUUGACAAGCUCAAGCAAAUCCGCAGGCCAACGCCUCCUGGCCGCUGUGCUAGCAACAAGCUUCCAGCUCUUCCUGGUUCAGGGGAAAAUAUGGGAAUGUGUGCACCUUCUCCACUACUCUCAAAUCGACGGGUUAUGGAGCUUUCCAACCACGAGCUUGGAGGGGGAUCAAUUGCCUGCUCUACUAACGAUAGGAGAGGAAGUGGCACCAGUAGCCUUAGCUCCGCCUAUACCGUGAGCCGUCGUUCAUCCAUGGUGUCACCUUACCUCUCCAGCCGGCGCUCUAGUGAGGUCUCACAAAUGGGAGGAACAGCAGGUGGAGGAUGCCACCUUCUAGGCCCAGAACAGCCUGGGGGAGACCCCCUCUCUCCUGAAACAAAUCGCAGAGGAGCCCCAUGUCAUGGAGGAGGCGGGUUGCCUGGUCUUCCUAAUUUAACACCUGCCCAGCAGUACAGCCUAAAGGCCAAAUAUGCUGCCGCUACUGGUGGACCCCCGCCUACACCGUUACCAAAUAUGGAGCAACCAGGUACCCCAGGCAGAAGGGGCGUUUUGAGUGAGUACCAGGGGCAGCCCCUGCCUCCCUUCCUUCAACAAAUUGGGCCUCGUAGGCACAGUGCCAAUACAGAGUAUGGAACUGGUGUUAUUUACCCUCACCAGGCUCCGGGUAACGGCACCAGACGAGCCAGUGACCCAGUUCGAUCUGUUGCAGAUCCUCAAGCUCUCCCCAAGCGCUUUAAUAGCCUCAAUAAUGUUGCCAUGAUGAGCCGAAGGAAUGCACUGCAACCACGUGGCUCUGACACCAGCCUUGCCCGCCACAUGUACUCCCCUCGGCCACCCAGUAUAUCAGAGAAUGUGGUGAUGGAGGCUAUGGGCAUGGAACCUCAUCUCGCUCCUGCUGCCAGGGAUCGUUCCAUGAUGAUGCCCCCUGGAGAGAGAAACUUCAUGGGUUACCAGCAACAGAAUCAGACCCUUGGAGGAGUUGGAGGUGGUGGUCCCAUUUCAAACCAACUCUCCCCAAGCCAUGACUCUCUGAGCUGCCCAGACCAGGGCUACAUGCAGCGCCACUAUCAGAGCCAGGGAGGGGAAGUCAAUUCCAGGGCCGGUGGAAAUCCAAUGGGCCAGGCAAGGCCUGUUCAGUCAGAGGGCAUGUCAAAUACACUUCUCCAACAGGCUGAAUACGGUAUGAGCACGUGCCAGCUCAGUCCUUCAGGCCCACAUUACCCUAACAUUGGCCAGGGUGGUGAUUCUGGAGGCCCUUGGAAUGAUACUCACAGCCAAGUCCAAACUCCCAGUCAUGCUCUUCAGAGCCAGAGAGGAAUGCAGUACUCAGAUCCUAACCUGCAGCCUCAGACUCAGGCCCACUUCAACAAUCAGACAGGUCUCUACAACAGUUCGGAUGGGACCCACAAACUCAUCAUUAAGCCUGAGCAGCAGUUCCAUCCUGGGAUGGGGGGUGGAGAUGCCUGUCAAAAUACUAAGCUCCAUCAGCAACGGAUGCUCCUUCAGCAGACACAGGGCUACCCGCAACAGGCAGGCCAGGUAAUGAUGAGGAACUCUAACAAUCCCAGCUGUGACUUUCAAGGGCAGAACCAAAACUCUUUUCCCAGUGGAGGGGGAUUGAGCUUGGGCUGUGCUGGCUCUGCACUGUCUGAUGGCCAGAGGUCAGAAACACCAAUGAUGCAGGUAAAAGAGAUGAUGGUGAGGAGCUACGUACAGUCCCAGCAAGCACUCAUGUGGGAGCAGCAACAAGAACAGCAACAGCAGAGUGGAAUAAAGCCUCCUCCUCUUUCUGACAGUAUGGAUCUAAGUGGCCAGACAGCGAUGAUGCAACACAGUCCACAGCACCAAAACCAGAACCUUUACUCCAGCCAGACCUAUCCUUCAUAUCCCAACCAGAAUCUGGUAAUGAGCCCUACAGCCCACAACCGAGGGUCCAGCUCAGUGACGACUAAGGACCAGCAGCUCACAGGUCUCCAAGGUUCAUGUUAUAACCAGGAGAUGGCGGUCCCCAGACCUCCUCAGGGACGGAAACCUCUGAGCCGCCAGAAUAGUAUGUCACAGGUAGGCAGCUACCUUGGCAGCCCACCACACCUCAGCCCCGGCCACUCCACUUCCAGCCCUAGACGAGGGGUCCGGCUUCCUCCUGUCCAGCAUCCACAGCACCCACAAAAUGAAAUGUUCUCUCCUUCCAACAACAACAACAUGUAUUACACAGGUCAGAUAAAUGUCGAUAUGGAUAAACACAUGGACCCUCAGAAUGGACCUUGUCUCAACCAGCAGCAGCACAGUAUGGUGUCUAAUCUGGACCCAACAGGUAGCACAAAGUCUGCCCCCAUGGCUCCCUAUCCUGAGUCUGGCCCCAUUUCAAAUGCCUUAGAAAACCUGGACCUGGACAAUGCUCGUAUAGACUUCACUUCCAUUAUAGAUGACGCUGACUCUUCCUCGUUCAGUCCUGUCAACAAUCCCCUUCAGGGUCAGCCCGGAUCAUCCUCCCAGGCCUCGUCCCGUCUCACCACCCCCCAGACUUCUGUCAGCCUUGCAGCAGGUUCUGGCCUCUCUAACAUGGCUGUGGGUGACAUGACAUCCAUGCUUACCUCACUGGCUGGGGAGAAUAAAUACCUGAACACACUGUCUUAGAAAAAGACUCUUGGGCAGCUAAGCGUACAUAUUGGUCUAACAAUCAAAUAUUUGCCUUGACCAGGUUUCCAUGUAACCAGUUUGUUUAAAAACUCAACUGUCAUCUUACAUCUGAUUCUUAUAGUGAUAUUGAUUUUUUCAUUGCAAGAAAAUUCCGCCUACUAAAAAUUUAUGAAUGGAAUGUUUCAUGUAAGGCAUCCAUAGUAUGUCAUCUUUCAUACAUACGCCUCAUAUGUAUGCCUUCCUUUUUAUGUAAAUCUAACACAUUAAGUCUAACUCAAGCCAGAAUCCUGAAUCUACUGGAUACUCCACAGAUAAAACAGAUAAAACAAGACAAAGCUACUAAUGCAGCCCCGCCACAAAUUAGAGAACUAUACAAACCCACUCCCAAAAACCUUAAAACCAAAGGUGCCUGAUCAGCCUCCCUCACUGUAUUGUUCCCCUGCUGCCUUGGUACUUUUCAGUGCCUUAAUGUAAGACACAGAGCUAUUUGCCUGAUAUAAAUUGAUGAUACUCAACUUUUUUCCUAAACAGGCAUUCCAGUCACGGAGGGCUUUGGCAACAGUGGAGCAGAGAAGGAUCUAUGUAAAUAGGUUUUUAUAUAUAUAUAUAUAUAUAUAUAUAUAUAUAUAUAUAUAUAUAUAUAUAUAUAUAUAUACAUACAUAUAUAUAUAUAUAUAUAUAUAUACACACACACACACACACAGUAUGUUGUGUACAUGACAUUGGAUAAUCAUCCACUGUCUUUACAUGGACUGCUUGGAUUCUGAAUGUUCAGCCGAUGGUAGUAAAAUGGUGGUUUGAAGAGACGAGAAAGACAUGCUUUUAGUGAAAACUUUUUCUCGGUGCUACUAAGUAUUCAUCUGUAAUGCUAGGGAUUUCCUCCUUGUCAGGAACAGCACAAUCUGUACCAGUAUUUCCACACAUGCACAGAUGCAAAUUCACACACAUAGUAUCCCCGCACACAUGCCCACACACACACACACACACACACACAGACACUCAGGACUUGUUUGAUUCUUUAUUCACGUGUAUGUUAUAAUUGCCUUUCCAGACAGAGAGUUUGCACUCCACAUGUUUACUGUAAGUGUUCCUAAAGCAGCUGUGUACUUUUUUUCGGUGUUUAUAACUGCGAAACAGAAAUCCUUCCCCAUCCUUUCUAAGGUGCAUACAAUGAGCAAAGCUGAAACAUAACUUGUAUCAACAAUCACUGUCACGUGACAGUAUGUCAGAUAUAUUGAAAAACAAUGCCUUUGUUCCAGAUUAAACUGACCUAUGACUCUUACACGAGUCAGCGGAGAUUGAUGGCUGUCAUGUUGUUGAAUGUGGUCAUCUGGGUUGUAUCUAGUGGAUCUACAAUAAUUACCUAAUUUUGAGGUACAUUGCUAGGAAAGUGUUGCUGUACUUUUACUCUAAUCCCAAAGAUUGGACAAUUCUGCAUUACUAAUUCACGAUAAGGCAGCAGGAAACAUGCAUUUCAUCAUUUUACUACCAUUGUAGUAAAAUACGAUUGCAUGAGUACACUGAGGUACUUUUGCGUAACUAUUGAGCUGUAUCAUCAAGCUACAGCUCUUUGUAGGAAAGCUAAUUUUAUACUGUGGCUUUGCACUGACUACAGCACUGUGUGGAAAGGUCCCUGUCUCUUAUGACUAUUCAUAUGAACCUCAUUUUGAUAACAAUAAAGAAUUACAACAGUAUUUUUUUUUUUUUUUUUUUUUAAAUAGUCAUUCAAGAGCACAUCUGCGCACACGCACGCCGAGUCAGGCCACAUUAAAGUAUUGCUAAAGCAUUUCAUGUGACUUUUCAGAGUAAAAUAGUAGUGUAGCAAAGAUCACUAGGCAAUAGCAGAAAUGAACGUUUCUUCAUUUUGGAAAAAGUGCACAACCUACCAAAGACACCAAAAAUGACUGAGUAAAAGAUACACAAAUAGUCUGUUUUAACAAAACACUAACACUAGCAAUAAGGGCAUGAACAUUGACCGAUAGUGCUGUUCUUUAGAAUGUAUGAGAUGUUUGGUAUAAAUCUAUCUUUUUAUAUUAAUGAACUUCAUGGAUGUUGCCUUUUGUGUGUUUGUAUUUGCCUUUUUUUUUAUAGCUGUCAUUCUUCAUUCUGACUUUUUUGCUGGCAAAAGAAUAUCACAUUUAGCAAAAGAAAGCUAUAAUAGUAGCAAUAACUAUAUUAGAUAAAAGCCAAGUGUUAUAUUUUGUGUACAAUUUUUUACAUUUUUAUAAUAUGUGCUAUAUUUUACCAUUUUAUGAAUAAACUUGUUCAGUUUGGGAUGGAAGCAGAA
This is a messenger RNA of Mugil cephalus (flathead mullet), 7086 nucleotides long. It is a transcript of the gene gli1, whose product is annotated as GLI family zinc finger 1. The coding region runs from base 372 to 4796 and encodes 1474 amino acids. Gene Ontology annotation, biological process: regulation of transcription by RNA polymerase II; smoothened signaling pathway. Lineage: Eukaryota; Metazoa; Chordata; Actinopteri; Mugiliformes; Mugilidae. The transcript has 13 exons. Gene Ontology annotation, cellular component: nucleus. The record is from RefSeq and is a predicted model, not a curated record. Gene Ontology annotation, molecular function: RNA polymerase II cis-regulatory region sequence-specific DNA binding; DNA-binding transcription factor activity, RNA polymerase II-specific.